AUGUCGACCGCUAAGAAACAGGUGAUAAACAGGCACCUCGAGGCCGCCGUGAGAUCCUUUCGGGCUGCAUGGAACGACGACUCUAUUCUGGGGGAUGCGAAGGCUUACGUGUACAGCGUCGCCGUCCCCUACGUGAUGCACCCGGCGGUGGCGCUCAUGGGCUUGCACAACCUCGGGUUCCUUGCCGCGAACGGCAUCAAGGCGGGCGUGAGGUCGUCGGGGGCGAAGGUGACCAACUUCGGGUCCUUCUUCUACCACGGGAAGAAGACGGGGAAGUCCAAUUACACGGACUUUGUCUUCCAGCACGGGGAGGAGUUCGAAGUGGACGUCAACGACGCGGCAUGCAGGCUGAUCCACAACCCGCCUGCUCAGGCGGACGGCGUGCCUUCGGACCCCCCCACCACCACGAACAUCAUAUUCAAGAACGUGGGGCCCGAAGAGAUGAUGGCUCAAGCAGACCCGAAUAAGUUUGGGCGCGGGUGGUGGUCCGCCAUCCGGGCAGAGGCGGAGUUCGGGAGCCACUGCGAGCAAGUGAAUCUUCUCGGCUCGGGCGGCGCCCAGAAAAAGUACGAGAACCAGGCGGGGUACAACGACCUAUUCGACGACGGCAUGGCCUCGAAGCUCUACCGCGACGCGUCGAAGAACUACGGGAAGGACGUGUUCGCUAACUGGAAGCGCCGGGUUCUCCAACGGCAAGAAGUUCGCACCAUGGGGUUCUACCACACUGGGUGCAUGAACUUCCAUGACGCGUGCAAGCUCCUCUGCGAGGCCGAAGGACACCAUUCCAUGGCGUUGCUGGACCGGUAUUGCGCCAUGCCGCUGAUUCCGGAGAAUCCGUACGCGGACCCCCCGGACGGUUUCGAUCCCCCGGAGGUUGUCAAGAAGGCAGACGGGGAGUUGCAGCGCGACGCGCACGGAUUGUGGCGCAGGGACAAGCUGCCUGCCCCGAGGAAGGAAGUGCUUGACGGCAUGAGGGCGGUCAAGGAUUUCGUGGAGAGCAACCCCAACGCUGUGGCGCGCUUCACGCCCAAAGGUGCAGCUCUGUAUCGCCUGGUGGACAGCGUUAACUGGAGCGCGGCCGACCGUCUUCAGUACGUGGAUGAGGACAAAGCCGCCCGGCUUCGCCAGCUGCAGCGCUUCCUCUACGACUUCGCCAUUGCCCAGCUGCUGCUUGAAGUCCAGAAGGCUGCCUCCGGUCCCGCGGGCCCAGCGGGCGACGCAGCCGACGCUGGCGCGGCGGCUGCUCCGGGCGCGGUUGCCACUCGCCCCACGGUGAAGGACACGUUCGUCGACGAGCAGCACGUCCAGCGUGCAGUUUGCCACUUGGCUGCGAUCUGGGAGGGCCACGAGUCCUUCGUGAACCCGCGCCGCACCAUGUAUUUGGAAGAGAACGUGUGGCGCGGCACGUUGGCUGAGCAGCGAGAGGCGGCGGCGCGGGCCGCGGCGGAUGAGGGCGCCGAUGACGUGGAGGCCGAAGGCGUCGCGGGCGCCGAGAGCGGUCUCGAGUUGCCGGCGGGGUGGUCGCAGAAUGUGUGGAACGGCACUCCGUAUUAUUACCCCGACGCCGACGAGCGCGCGUGGCAGUAUGAGCACCCGUCCACCGUGCCGACCCCGCCUGUGCCGCGGAUCCCGCAGGGCGUCGACGAGUACGUCUUUGUGGGGAUAAUUGAUGCGGGCUUGAAGUCUCGCAUGAUCGCCGGAGUUGACGACGCGGAGGUUACGUGGGGCGGCGGCGACCUGAUCGCGGCCGCCUGCAAGAACACGCUCCUGUGGAAAUGCUCCACGGCAGAGAACCGCAUCACCGGCAACAUGGUUUCCGCCGCCAUCCGGGCGAGUCAGGUCGCUUGGCCGUCGUUGUCCUGGUGGAAGUCCGUCGUGGUCGAGGGCGAGCUCUUGCAUGCGGGGCUGGGCCGGAAGUCUGACCACAAUGCCGGCGGGGGGUUCUGGGAGAAGCCCAAAGUCCCGAUUGAUGAAGAAGAACUCACUGCCUUCGUGGACCUGUUGGCGCAAUGGGGAGUUGCCCUAGAGGAUUACGAGCGUGCUUGGGUCACCGGCGCGGCUGCUUCCGGCGCCCGCGCGCAGGCCGGUGCGCGCGCCUGCGCGCGCGGCGGCGCCAGGUGGCCGUGCGAGCGAUUCGCCUGA
Prorocentrum cordatum is the source of this 2142-nucleotide messenger RNA. The record is from the annotation of a GenBank genome assembly. Lineage: Eukaryota; Dinophyceae; Prorocentrales; Prorocentraceae.